Molecule: messenger RNA, 1050 nt
Organism: Alternaria burnsii
Lineage: Eukaryota; Fungi; Ascomycota; Dothideomycetes; Pleosporales; Pleosporaceae
Exons: 4
Coding region: 1-1050 (349 amino acids)
Source: RefSeq, a predicted model, not a curated record
AUGCGAGUCGGAGUUCGGGUAUGGAGAAAAGCGUGGGGUAUGGAUGACUACCUUAUGUUUGUUGGAGUUAUUCUAUUCUCAGUCACGGCCUCUCUUUGCAUAGUCUGCUGUUACUAUGGCUCCGGGCAGUUUGCACGGGAGCUGCCACCCGUAACAAUAUCCAAAGGGACAAAGGUAGAUACAUCCUUUACACAAAGUUCUACUGGAAUCCAAAUUGACGUCUACCAGCUGUUCUAUAUCGCGGAGUAUUUCUAUGCUGUCAGCGCCAUGUUCGUUAAGAUCAGUGUUGCAGUGGCGCUUCUCCGUAUCGCCGCCAAUCGCCAAUUCUUCACAUGGGCUCUGCGGGCUCUUAUUGGGGCUACUAUCGUUGCAGCCCUUGUUUUCUGUAUAGGUAUCGCAAAUAUCUGUCAUCCUAUCAACACUCUCUGGGGCGAGUCGAAUGGCACCUGCAAUCUGCAACUUAACACGAACGUCAGUCUAUUCUAUUCAGCCAUCGAAAUUGCAGCAGACUUCAGUCUCUCAAUCAUGCCUGCGAUCCUGCUUUGGAACGUUCAGAUGAAGGGGGCUGUCAAGGCUUCAGUGGCUGUGAUGCUAGCGCUCGCUUCUUUUGCAUCGUGCGCCACCAUCGUGCGUCUCAAGUACCUCACGCUUUACAGUGACCCUGGCGAGUUCAUGUACAGUACGGGCAAAAUCGGCUUCUGGUCUCUGAUCGAAGUAGGCAUCGGCCUCAUCGCCGGCUCACUACCUCCUCUUCGCCCUCUCCUCUCCCUUCGCAUCAGGGUAUCCGCAGGCUCUAAUACACCUGCCGCAUCCAGUGGAAGAGCAUACCAAUCGGGGACGAAUGGCAGGCAGCCCACCUUGCGCUCGCGUGGCAUAGCUAUGGACACAUUCCAGACUUUGGGUGACAAUGAUGACGCUGAUCAGAGCGACGGCGACUCGCAGAAGAACAUUAUCAAGGAGACUAAGUUCACUGUAACAUCGACAAUUGCCGGAGGUCAUGGAAACCCUGGGUCAAUGUCUUGGGACCGUAAGGAGGGAAGCCAUGUCUAA